Molecule: messenger RNA, 1960 nt
Organism: Poecilia reticulata (guppy)
Lineage: Eukaryota; Metazoa; Chordata; Actinopteri; Cyprinodontiformes; Poeciliidae
Gene: vegfc
Product: vascular endothelial growth factor c
Biological process (GO): positive regulation of angiogenesis; positive regulation of mast cell chemotaxis; positive regulation of endothelial cell proliferation
Cellular component (GO): membrane
Molecular function (GO): chemoattractant activity; vascular endothelial growth factor receptor 3 binding; growth factor activity
Source: RefSeq, a predicted model, not a curated record
GGGCUUCCAUCCGCAGCGGCUCCCAUACACAUGCUGCCGGCCCUCCGCGGAGCAACAAUUGGACCUUGACAGCGAGAGAAAGAGGAAAGAGAGGGAGCGGGGCCAAAUGUGAGAGGCUGAUCAGCCGCAGCGGCGCACAUUCAGACUUAACAAUCUCCCUCUUUAUGCGCCUUGGAUCACAAACUUGCGCAGACGUCUUAUAAACAUGCACCUUUUGGGAAUAUCUCUGUUUCUGGCAUAUUUGCUCUACACUAACCUGGCGAGCGACUUCAGCCACAGAGACUAUGAUGAUGAGUACGCGGAGCAGGAGCCGAUGGACGAGCCGGACACAUUACCAAAGCCGGACAUGGAGCAGAAGCUGCGUUCAGCCUCCAGUGUAGAUGAACUGAUGAGUCUGAUCUAUCCUUCAUAUUGGGCUGCUCUGAAGUGCAGAUCCAAACUUUCUGUCGCUGCAUCCUCAGCUUCCAAAUUCACUCAGCGGCCACAGACUCACCGGCUGCGGCCGCUUUCUGAAGCCGAGGAGCCAACAUACGCUGCUGCCUACCUCAACUUGGAUGUCCUUAAAAGUAUAGAGUUGGAGUGGAGGAAAACUCAAUGCAUGCCCAGAGAAGUGUGUGUUGAUGUGGGCAGGGAGUUCGGGGCUCCCACCAACGUCUUCUAUAAGCCACCGUGUGUGUCUGUAUAUAGGUGUGGAGGAUGCUGCCCCUCCGAGGACAAACAAUGCAGAAAUAUCUCCACCGGUUACCUCAGCAAAACUCUCUUUGAGAUCACAGUGCCUCUCACCCAGGGCACCAAGCCUGUAACCAUCAGCGUGGCCAACCACACCCAGUGCAGCUGUCUGUCCAAACUGGACAUUUACAGACAAGUUCACAGCAUCAUCAGGCGCGCCCUGCCAGAGUGUGCAGUAGCCAACAGGACGUGUCCACCUGGCCAGGUGUGGAACACCAAGCAGUGCCAGUGUAUCAGCAUGGCUUCGGUUGUUAAGCCCCCUCCUCCACCACUGCUUCAUCUACGAUCACCUCAGCAGCACCAUGACGUACUCUCAUCAGAUUUGUGUGGCCCAGAUAAAGAGCUAGAUGUGGAAAGCUGCCAGUGUGUAUGCCGUCUUGAAAAUCCAACUCGUGACUGUGGGCCAAAGCGACACUUGGACCGAAACACUUGCCAGUGCGUCUGCAACAUGCUGCCUGCUCCUUCCUGCCCCCAGAACCACAUCUUCAACAAAGAGACCUGUCAGUGCACGUGCAAUAAGACCUGUCCGAGGCACCAGCCCCUAAACAAGACGAAAUGCUCCUGUGAAUGUAACGAAUCGCCAAAUAAGUGUUUUCUGAGAGGAAGAAGGUUUCACCAAGCAACAUGCAGUUGUCUUAGGCCUCCAUGUGAGGUGAGGAGACGGAAGUGUGAAGCAGGUUUCUUCUUCAGUGAGGAGGUGUGUCGCUGUGUCCCCUCGCAUUGGAGGCGCUUGGACUAAUAUCUGGCUCGUAACUCGCCAUCAAGAUACAAACUUCAGACAGUUCAAUACAUCACCUAUCACUUGUAGACCUGCUGGUCAACAGGAUUCUCAUCAGCCAUGGUGGCAGCUAAGUGAGUGGAUCCUGAUGGACUUGGGGAAACCGUUGGGAUUGGAAUGCAAAUUAUUGGAAAUUGAACAUAUAAAGGUGAGAAAUGCACUGAUUUUCUUUUGAGGACAUUUAAAUGGAGAAUGAAUGACAAGACGGGAGGAAGAACUGCAGGAUUAAAAGAGUCAACACUCGACAUUGGUUAAAUAAUGCGUUUUAAAAUAUUUGGAAAUUAAUUAUGUCUCAGUAUUCUGAUGUGAAAAAUUGAUUAUAUUAUUUAUUAAAUGCUAUUUUCAUCCUUCGUUUAUUGCAAUUUCUGUAUUUUUUAUAAAAAUACACUGUGAUCAAUAUUUUUGUAUCAUGUAUGUUAAGUAUAUGUGUGUAAAAUAAAGUAUCCUGGAUGU